ACAUAUUUGAUGUUUCUUGAAAAUUAAGAGGUACACCGUUAGAACAUCUUGUACAAUUUUAUUAAGCAAACAACGAAAACGUCUAUACGCUCCUAUUAGUAAAACAUCUACAUGCUCCUUUCAUUGUAACUUACUGUAGAAAACCCUAAUAUCAUUUACAAACCAUGGGUCGCUAUUUCUUCCACCUUCCGUCUCUGUACUUGCUCUGUUCAAUCUCCAACAGGCCUCCGUUACCACCACCCUACUGAUGUUUUCACUACAACCUAGAAGUAGGUCACCGACCACCCAAAUGUUCUUCUCUCUCAACUGGAUGAUCGACGCCCUUGAAGUCCACAUUUGUCGUUACCGCCAUUUGCCACCCCAGUCUCUACCCUGGCACCAUUAUUCCAGUGACGAACCACAUAAAAAAAAAGGAAUUUUGGUAUCUCAACCCUCAAGUGCUUCUUCUUUAUUUUCCAUUAGUCUCAAUUGCGAUUUCUUUGUUUUUGUUAUGUUGUUCCAACUUAUCAGAUUACCCGACAAUGGUAACACUGAUCAAAUUGCUUAUGUUAAUUCUAGCUUUUCAGGUUGCUAUAAAAUUCAUAAAACAAUAUCAUCACAUGGGUACUGUCUUAAAGGGGUUGGGAUAGGAAGAAGUGAGAUAUAUAUACACUUUAGGCAUAUCAUCUGUCGCCAUCAAAACUUUUAUCUCCUUCUCCAGAUAUAUCACUCACUAUUUGGUUGAUAUGCCUGGAGAGGGCAUAGGGAAGAGACCAACAGCAUGAUGACAUUUUUUUGACUAUUUUACCCUUGUAUUUAAAUUACUUAUUGUUCUAUCUUUAUCUUUGUUGGUAAUGUUUUUUCAUGUGUAGUGACGAAUACAUGAGGGACACGGGUUAUAUGAGCUAAACUCGGAACAGGAUAGGUUUUUGGUGACUAAAAAACGACAUAUAUGUAACUAGGCUAAGAAUAUUUUUUCCAUAGAGUCAAGUUAUGUUAUUGGUCCAUAGAUAUUCAAAGUUUGACUAAAGGUCAAGUUGAGCUGCAUUUGGUGAACCAAAAACCACACAAAUACGGUUAAUGUAGUUGUAGUGUAUGUAAUGUACAAUUUACUUUGUGGUUUAAAGCAAGAAAUAGCAAUGUGCUCUCUGGUGAAAGUAAGAAACAACAAUGUACUAUAUGGUCUAACCUAGACAUAGGAAUGUACUUUUUGUUUAUGUACCCUGCUAUGUAUUUAUUUUAUCAAGUAUAAUUUUACAUUAAAUGCUAG
Messenger RNA from Lactuca saligna, 1249 nucleotides. The record is from the annotation of a GenBank genome assembly. NCBI's taxonomy places the organism in Eukaryota, Viridiplantae, Streptophyta, Magnoliopsida, Asterales, Asteraceae.